GACGCUUGACCACUCCAUUUCACUUCACUACAUCCUCGGAUUACCUGCGAUUUAAGCGCCCCAACUGGAACCUUAGCGUCUUCAUCAAGUGCACCUCAAAAUUACCUGCAAAAUGAGUAGUUUAACACUUUAACUUCAACCCAACAUCGCUUUUUUUCAGUGUACCGAGUAUCAACCACUUCUCAUUUUCAGGUUAUCCAUGUUUUCAACGGUGUGUUAUAAUAAAAAAAAAAAAAACUGAGGGACUGAAAAUUAGGUUGAUGAUUCACUGUGAAUGCGUUUUUGACUAAAAAAAUAUCGAUUUUUUCUGGCGUCUGAAGAUGGAAGACUCCGCAGCAGGUGGUGGUUCUGGAAAUUUCAACCCAUAUGGAGGUAAAACUGUAGAAGAACGUGAAGAUAUGAUUCGGAAAAGCCUUAGAACUCCAACAGUGAAGUUUCUGAAAGAGAAUUUUGAGAAAGCUGGUUGUGCUUUUGGGGAGAAUUUCAUUAAAGCUAUCAAGUGUGAUAAUAAGAUUGGUGGUGGAUAUUCUCGUGGUAAAGGGGCCCUAGUAUGUAGUAACUAUAUGAACUUACAAGAUGAUGUGAAUCAAGUGGUUAUCCAUGGACUGAUUCAUGCUUAUGAUGACUGUAGGGCUGCAAAUUUAGAUUGGACUGAUUGCGCUCAUCAUGCGUGCAGUGAGAUUCGGGCUGGACAUCUAAAUGGUAAUUGCCAUUAUAUGCGUCAGUUCCUGCGUGGGUUCAUGAAGUUACGAGGUCACGAACAAGAAUGUGUAGGAAGAAGAGUUAUGAAGUCAAUGGCUGCAAACCCAUAUUGCUCAGAAGUAGCUUCAAAGGAGGCCAUGGAUGCUAUACAAAGAGAUUAGAAAUUGGUCCCUGAGCAACCCCUUCUUGUGGUAUCACUUGCCAUGGUUGGAGGUUCUCACAUUUAUUAUAAUGAAAUCUACUUUCUUUCUGGCACUUUGUAUUUUCCGGACUCAUUUUGAGCACUCGGAUUAACACAUCAAUUUUCAGUCGGUCAUUAGGAUUAACACAUCAUUUAUACAUUUUGAAAACAAACCUGAUGAU
This is a messenger RNA of Papaver somniferum (opium poppy), 1065 nucleotides long. RefSeq names its product mitochondrial inner membrane protease ATP23-like. Gene Ontology annotation, molecular function: metalloendopeptidase activity. Gene Ontology annotation, cellular component: extrinsic component of mitochondrial inner membrane. Gene Ontology annotation, biological process: mitochondrial proton-transporting ATP synthase complex assembly; mitochondrial protein processing. The transcript is spliced from 5 exons. The coding region runs from base 321 to 863 and encodes 180 amino acids. NCBI's taxonomy places the organism in Eukaryota, Viridiplantae, Streptophyta, Magnoliopsida, Ranunculales, Papaveraceae. The record is from RefSeq and is a predicted model, not a curated record.